AUGAAGAUUACCAUUAUCUUUGUCUCUCUCCUUACUUUCCUCUUUGCACACCUUGCUGGUGCCCUUCCAGCUCGGGAUGUAGGAUCUCCCAGCACUGUCAGUCAGAUCAUCGUUAGCCCACAACCUACACCCGCGAGUCAGAUCAUUGUUAGUCCACGACAGGUCAUUGUCAGCCCGAAGCCUACACCUGCGAGCCAGAUAAUUGUGAGCCCACGGCAGAUAAUCGUCAGUCCACGACCCACACCGGUCAACCACAACCACAGGAGCAUCAUCGAGCCCACUCCAGGAGCGCAUAGCAUGAAGAAAAUCCUCAAUGGAAUAUGCAACAACCCGACUACGACCUGUAUCGCAUAUGACGGACUAGACUCUUGGCAGGUCGAAUGCCCAAGCACUGAACGGAUUAUGGAUCGGAAGAUCGAGAAGCUCUGCAAGGAAUGCCAACAGGUGUUCCAUUGCGCCAAAUGGACUGUUGCUCACCAUAAGAACUUUGCAGCCGUUACUGCUGCUGCGGAAAGUGGGUGUCGUAUAUGCCGUGGUUUGCAGUACGCUGUCAAAAGCCGUAAGAGUACUAAGGACCUACUAAGCGCAUCCUGGAGCUAUCGCGUUUAUGCAGAAGUCACACCAAUACAAAUAUGUAUUGACUUGGACUUUCAGGAAAGGUGUGAAGAUGGCCUGGAAGAUCUAGAAGAGCCAGUUUGCUACUCGGUGCUGAUAGCACCAAGUUCGAAUAUUACCAUCAAUCCAUCGACCGGAGACAGGACUCUGACUCUUCCGCUCGAUGAAGCUACUGCGGCGGCUAAAGAAUGGUUAAGAGACUGCCUUGAGGGACAUGAAAGAUGCCCGAGAAAUACCCAGCCCAGUUCUUAUCCUGAGUAUUUGCUCGAGCUGGACGGAGAGACGGUGCAGAUUAUCUCGCCCGCAGAAGACAAGAUAGCGGGUCCUUAUGCAGCAACCGACAUUGCCCGUUCCGGGCUUCCCCACGCCGACUUACCAUUGGAAGUUGUAACGUCAGGUUUGAUAGGAGAUGGUGUUUACACGGCUAUAUCAUAG
Molecule: messenger RNA, 1050 nt
Organism: Aspergillus alliaceus
Lineage: Eukaryota; Fungi; Ascomycota; Eurotiomycetes; Eurotiales; Aspergillaceae
Exons: 4
Coding region: 1-1050 (349 amino acids)
Source: RefSeq, a predicted model, not a curated record